This is a messenger RNA of Penicillium egyptiacum, 1503 nucleotides long. NCBI's taxonomy places the organism in Eukaryota, Fungi, Ascomycota, Eurotiomycetes, Eurotiales, Aspergillaceae. The record is from the annotation of a GenBank genome assembly.
AUGGACUCUCCAGCAUGGCAAGCAGAAGAAAUGACAAUCACCAAGUUCCAUGAACUACUCCGUGUAGACCCGUCCAUCGGCCCGGAGCUGGUAAAAAAAUAUCUCGAAGCAAUCCAGCAGCACGACGGGACCCUCAAAGCCCUCAUCACCAUAAACAGCAGAGCCCUGGAAACCGCCAUAGAGAAAGCUACCGAAACACUCACAUACAACCAAACCAACAAACCAUUCCCACUAUUACACAGCGUGCCCAUCAUCCUGAAAGACAACUACAGCACGACAGAUCUACCAACAAGUGCAGGCGUCCAAGCCCUCCAAAACCUACGUACAAAAGAUGACAGCGAAGUCGUCUCCCAGCUACGCGCCGCAGGAGCAAUAAUCCUAGCAAAGGCCAACCUCCACGAAUUCGCCCUGCAGGGAACAACCCUCUCCUCGCUCGGCGGGCAAACCCUGAACCCAUACGACAAGGCCCGCACACCGGGCGGAUCCUCUGGCGGGACUGGCGCAGCGCUAGCGGCGAACUUCGGGCUCGCGGGGUGCGGGACAGACACGAUGAACUCGCUGCGGUCGCCUGCGUCUGCGUGCGGGAUUGUGGGGUUCAGACCGUCAACGGGGAGGGUAUCGUGUGUGGGAGUUGUACCUGUUUCCCAGACACAGGAUGUUGCUGGGCCGAUGGGGAAGAGUGUUGGGGAUGUGAGGAUUUUGUAUAGGGUUAUGAAGAGGCCGGAUGGGGGAGAGGGGGAUUCUUUGGAUACAUCUGAAAUGAUACCGCGGACUGGUCGUCAAGUUCGAAUUGGAGUCUUGGAGGCUUAUUUCCAGGAUGAAUCUGUGGAAUCGGAGUAUAUCGCCGAGAACAAGAUCGUGCAGGAUAUUAUCCGGUCGAGUUUGAAUUCUGUACAGGAACAAGAUGCGGAUAUCGUCUUGGUACCUCUCGCCCCAUCCAGUCAUCCAGACUGGAGCUAUGGAACCCUGUUUGCAAAGGGGGAUACACAGGCUUUCGAGUUCAAGCACUAUCUCGACGAGUUCCUGCGGUCGGCACUUGUUUCGUCAACACCGCACCGAUCACUGGAAUCUAUUGCCCAGAGCGGCGAGUUCGAUCUAGAAGCCAUGACGCACGUUUUCUCUGCUGCAUUGGAGGAUCCGGAGACAUUUUCACUGAUGAGCGAGGCAUAUCGAAGUCGACUGGAGUAUAUCGCUGCGCUCAAAGAGUCUGUGAAACAAUGUUUUGAUAGGUACGAUAUCGACGCGCUGGCAUAUCCGCACCAGACACAGCUCCCUGUGAAGAUUGGUGCGAAGCUGCAGUCUGGACGGAAUGGUGUCUUGGCUGCGUUAACGGGGAGGCCUGCUAUUUGUAUUCCUGCUGGAUGGAGCCCUAAGACUGCAUCUGCUGUGCUUGGUGUUCCUGUUGGGUUGGAGCUGAUGGGCCGGCGUUGGGGGGAUGAUGAAUUGCUGGAUAUUGCGGAGCGGGCUGAGCGGAUUCUUAAGGGUAGAGUGGCUAUAUAUUGA